AUGACAUCCACCUGGGCAACAUUUACCUGCAGCUUGGUGUUCCUGGUUGUGACUGGUGGCGUCUGCAGCAUUGAAGUUGUUGAUGCAUCAGGCGAGGAGGCAGUCAGCCACCGUGACGACAUGACGCCCUCGCAACCGUCGGCUGCCUCGCUACAGUCCUCAGAGAAUCUGUCCAGAGCAGAGCUGUUCAAGUCUGGGACGAUCCCACGGUUCUGCUUGCAACACCUACAGUCUACCCCGGUCCCUGUUGGGUCGCAGCCCCGACCACCGGAGUCGUCGCCCGUGGCAACACCUCUUGGUGAGGCAAACUCACGGCAAACCAUCUCGACAGAAGAUGUGUACGAACUUGUGGAUGAGACUGAGUAUUUGCAUCCCACUCACAGUGGGUGGGUUCCAGUCAAGAAACCAAGGGACACAGGUGUGGGAUGCCAACAGUACACCUUGCUGCAGCGACGAGCGAGCAGGUCCGAUGGUGUAGACGGAGUGAGUGAAGUGAAAGACAGAAGGACAGAAAACCAUGCCUACACUCAUCUGCACCAGCCAGGCGACUUUCACAACGAUUUGCAACACGACAGCAAGUCCGCCCCUGAUGUAGUUCGACUGAUACGUCGCAGAAUGAACUGCAAGAGUUUGGAGCCGCUGCAUGCUGGGAGUGCAGGCUGUACAGGCGACACAUCGGACAGCAGCUCCAGCGUGGACACACCCACCAGUGCAGGCUACAGCCUCCAGAAGCCGGUCAUGGAGGUAUACCCCAGAGCUACAGCGGAUAUAACUGUCAUGGCUCCCGCAGCUGACACAGCUUACAUGAUCCCGCAGCUGACACAGCUGUCAUGGCUCCCAUGCAGCUGACACAGCUUACAUGAUCCCCGCAGCUGACACAGCUGUCAUGGCUCCCGCAGCUGACACAGCUUACAUGAUCCCCGCAGCUGGACACAGCUGUCAUGGCUCCCGCAGCUGACACAGCUUACAUGAUCCCCGCAGCUGACAGAGAUUACAUGAUCCCCGCAGCUGACACAGCUGUGUGACUCCUGCAGCUGGUAUAACUUAUUUCGUCUCUGCAACUGAUAGGAGGGGAUGACAUGGACGCUGCAGCUGAAGCUUACGCAGACCCCGCAAGUGGCCAAAGCUGCAGCUGUUAACAACAGCUUUCUGUGAGUGUCACAGUUGCAGCUUUUACUUGUGACGUAAACGACACAGGUAGCGUCACAGCUGCUUUAGUCGAUAACUCCUUUGCAGUGUCAGGAACAGGAAACGGGUGGAAGGCUGUCACAACCUUGUUAAAUGAAACAACUACAGCGAAAGGCAGAGACCAGCAUUCCUUAUUUUCAUUCUAAUCUCUCAGCAGCGCACAUCCGCGAGAGGAAUCAAAGGGACAUAAGUCAUGCAACGCGCAGACCUUUAGUUGGUGAUGAUUGCGUCCCUUGAAAUAGAAGAUGGAAGUUUAUUAACUAUAUAGUGUAUAUAGUGUAUAUAGUGUAUAUGUGUAAACAGGACAUGAUUCCAGAUGGCAGGCCCCUCAAGCAUGGCGUUGUAGGUUCGUCUCACAGAUUUUUGUUAUUAUGAUUUUUACGUUUAUUACAUAAAAAGAUGAAUCUUUUUAUAAGGAAACACGAGCUGUCUCCGUGGUGCAGGGAGCGGGUGGCACCUACCCUUCAUCAUUCCCUAAACACCCCACAGAGGAACUACUAGCAUUUCAACUCUUGCAUCCUGACAGAUAAACAUCAAAUAGUCAAACAGGUGUACGUAUGUGGGUGCGGUUCACAAGGUCAACUUCGAUUGAGUAAACGAAUGAGUGACAGAUGAAUGAUAUAGAAGUGACAGACGAGUGACAUAGAAGUGACAGACGGAUGACAUGGAUAACCUUGGAAUGUCAGACUAGUGCAGCAGCGUUCAAGGGCAGGACUGACAGUUGGAAUUUCAUGACAUCGCACCUGUAGAAAUGUUAGAGAUGAUCUGCCAUGAUAUAAAGUAAGAAAUCACUAAUUAGUACACAGGAUGAUCGAGAAAGAGACGGACAGGCAGAAUUGCAACUUAAUUAAGUAUUAAAAAAAUAUAAUUAAGUAUUUUUAAAUGUGCAAGCUAGAGCCCUUGGAUGAGAGAUAUACGCCUUUGGAUGAGUAUUAGAAUUAAUGUAGAUUUUUGUACAUGAAAAAAUAAAACAUUCCCUGAAAA
Messenger RNA from Pomacea canaliculata, 2172 nucleotides. RefSeq lists its product as uncharacterized. NCBI's taxonomy places the organism in Eukaryota, Metazoa, Mollusca, Gastropoda, Architaenioglossa, Ampullariidae. The coding region runs from base 1 to 849 and encodes 282 amino acids. The transcript is spliced from 5 exons. The record is from RefSeq and is a predicted model, not a curated record.